AUGGCUACCGCGGUAGACCAGAAACUGCUCAGGCAGACCAAGUUUCCUCCCGAGUUCAAUCAGAAGGUUGAUAUGAAGAAAGUCAACGUUGAGGUUAUGAAAAAAUGGAUUGCAGGCAAGAUUUCCGAGAUAUUGAAGUCUGAGGAUGACGUGGUAAUCGAGCUUUGCUUCAACCUGCUCGAGGGUUCGCGUUUCCCCGACAUCAAAGCGCUACAGAUUUCGCUCACCGGCUUUCUUGACAAGGACACUCCUAAAUUUUGCAAAGAACUAUGGAAUCUAUGUCUAAGCGCGCAGUCCAAUCCACAGGGAGUUCCGAAAGAACUCCUCGAAGCCAAGAAGCUGGAGCUCCUGCAAGAAAAGAUCGAUGCCGAGAAAGCGGCACAAGAAGCGAGGACUCGUAAGGACCAAGAACAGACUCGGGAACGUGACAUCGAUGCAAUUCGACAGCACCUAGGUACUCACGCUCUCCUCCUCCUCGCAGGAGAUCUCCGUUCCGAGGUCCCCCUCUCCGCCGAGACGCAGACACCUAUGUCCCCGGCGGCCGGGGGCGAGGAAGGGGUGCCGCCCGAGGCAGAUCCCUGA
Exophiala dermatitidis NIH/UT8656 is the source of this 582-nucleotide messenger RNA. RefSeq lists its product as uncharacterized. Gene Ontology annotation, biological process: regulation of mRNA splicing, via spliceosome; mRNA processing. The record is from RefSeq and is a predicted model, not a curated record. Gene Ontology annotation, molecular function: RNA binding. Gene Ontology annotation, cellular component: spliceosomal complex. Lineage: Eukaryota; Fungi; Ascomycota; Eurotiomycetes; Chaetothyriales; Herpotrichiellaceae. The coding region runs from base 1 to 582 and encodes 193 amino acids. The transcript has 5 exons.